AUGGACGGUUUGGAUUAUGAGCGUCCAAUCAGCGCAAUUAAUCAUCACGUGAGCGCUGGAACCUAUGUCUCUCCUCGUCCAAUAGAACUUGAUUCGCCUGGCAGCCUGAGUGGUCGAUAUUUGGGAGGGGUCCUGAACGCGGAUGGCUACUUCACAUUCGAUGAGUUUGCGGAGAACGUACUUGGCUCAUCAGAAUCCUGGCAAGAUGCAAGUCGUUCCGGCAACGCCUCCCAGCAGAUCGCUAUCGCGACUUCAAACGCCGCUAAUCAGGCCAGUCCGUCGACCUUAAGUGAGGGUUUGUGGUCGCCAGGUUUCGAUGGUUCCACCCCAAGAUUGGACCGGAUUCUUGAGCGUGGAGUGGCCCUGUUCUUCAGGCACAUAUACCUGGUUUAUCCUCUGUUGGACCAGAGAAGAAUUGCUGCAUUACUAUCGCGCUUUACAGAGCUUGGCACUACAGAGAGUGGGUUGUUGAAGUCGAUAUGCGCGCUAACACUGGUGACGGUAGAGUUCUGGCCUACCAUGACUGCCGAACGUCGGAUCGUCCUCGCACGCGAGUACAUCAGACAGUGUCUCGAAGCCCGCUUGUCCCAUAAUCUCAUAGAACAUGCGACCAUGGACGAUGUCCUGACUUCGCUUUUCAUCGCUGUAGCUUACUUCGAUUUGAAGUGCCGAAAAACCUCUUGGUUUUAUCUCAGAGAAGCCAUCAGCUUAGCACAUCUCGCUGGCAUUAGCACCACCAUCGAAAACACAGAGAUUGACCAUCCGGAAAAGAUUCGCCGCCAACGUCUGUAUGCUUUGCUCUUCAUUACCGAGCGUGGCGCAUGCAUACACGAUUCGUUUCCGGUCAGUAUCAUGCUACCUCCGGAUUUGACGGGCGAAGUGCUGCCCGACGAGGAUCCAGCCAUCUCACUUGGCUUGAGCAGUAUACACCGCCUCUUUUCAAUUCUGGACAUGGACUUCGUGCGGGUGUGGAACGGAGCUGUUUCAUCUUUCUCGACGGCGGAGAAAACCACCGAACUCGCGAUUCUUCAUGCACAUCUACGCCAGCCGUUCCAAAUCGAUGGAGUAUCCGAGACUCAACGAGCGGAUGUCCUCGUGACGCAGCAAUGGCUUCGUCUGACCAUCUGGCAGGCUGCACUGAGGCUUGGCCUGAUAUCCUCUUCUGCAGUGGAACCAGAAUUUGCGUAUACAUUUCCGAUCGAACUUGCGUAUGCACUCCGCGAAGUAUUGGAAACCCUGUCGCCGGCAGCCAUACAAGCCCACGGUCUAGGCAUCUUCGAAAAGCAAUUUGAAAUCGUGUACUCACUACUAGACGUACUGGCUCUCCCAGGAUCUUCGCAGACCACUGAUCAUCAUGAGGUUCUCCUAUCACUCUUACUCAGUUUGUCAGCUUCGCCGAAGUCCAGGGAUGUCUACGUGCGCAUCUUGCAGAAGCGUAUGACUCAGGACAGCACGACUGGAACAUGGCAAAAAUACGUUAGUCUUGCUAAUGUGGAGCUACUGCUCGACGAUCAACGCAAACACUGA
This is a messenger RNA of Aureobasidium namibiae CBS 147.97, 1527 nucleotides long. RefSeq lists its product as uncharacterized. NCBI's taxonomy places the organism in Eukaryota, Fungi, Ascomycota, Dothideomycetes, Dothideales, Saccotheciaceae. The record is from RefSeq and is a predicted model, not a curated record. The coding region runs from base 1 to 1527 and encodes 508 amino acids. The transcript has a single exon. Gene Ontology annotation, molecular function: zinc ion binding; DNA binding. Gene Ontology annotation, biological process: DNA-templated transcription.